AUGUUUCUCUGCUACUUCAUACCAACAGGCUUCUGGAAGGACACCUAUGCUGUGUCCCCAGUGCCCUCUGUCCCAAACCUUGUCCCUGCCUUGGCAGGCUCCUGCGUGGUCAUCCCCUGCUCCUUCACUCCUCCAGCCUCUCACUCCAUCCUGGGCAGGCAGGGGAAGGUGGUGGGCGUGAGGCUGCGCUACAGCAAUAGUCACAUCUUCUUCCUGCAGAGUACAGCUUUCAGUUCGGAUGACAAAUCCACGGUCAGCAAGGAGUUCCAGGGCCGGACAUCCCUACGGGGAAACACGGACGAUGGAGACUGCUCUGUAAUGAUUGACAGGGUCCACCUGGCUGACUCCAAUGUCUAUCAGCUGGCGCUGAAGGGCCAUGGACAGAAAGACUGGGGGAAGGCGAGGAGUGUCAACAUCGUUGUGUCAGAGUCCCCAGAGCUCCCAGUGAUCAGCGGUGUGAGGGCAGCGUCAGAAGGACAGAUGGUGUCACUAAACUGCAGCAUCAGUUACUCCUGUCCCUCCCGGGCCCCCACCCUCCAGUGGCGGUGGGAGAGAGGAGCUCAGGAGAACAGCAGCGAGUACGGGGAGCCGCAUGUACUCCGGCCCCAGGGUCAGGGGCCUACGCUACGGACCUCUCUCACCUUUAUCGCAUCGUACCGCAUCAAACCCAGAAUGAGGUGUGAAGCAGUAUAUCCAGGAGGAAGAAGAGUAUACACCGUAAAGGAGCUCCAUGUGACAUUCUCUCCAAAAGAUGUCACAGUCCAGGUCCAUACCUUGACUGUCCAGGAGGGGUUGAACGUGUUACUGGCCUGCUCCUGUAAAGCUGACCCGCCUGUGACAGAGUACAGGUGGUCAUACACCCAACAUGGGCUAACUGUAGACCUUCACCAGCGCACAUUUACGGUCCGGGUGUACAAUGUGACCCGAGACAUGAGGGUCCGCUGCACAGCCCAGAACCUAAUUGGACGGGCAGAGUCCAAAUCGACUUCCUUAAACAUUCAAUACAAGCCUGCCAUCCUCCAUCUCUCCUCCUACUGUGUUGUGGAGAGGUUGGAGGUUCUGUGUCGCUGUUCUGUAGACUCCAACCCCCGGCCUGCCGUAACCUGGAGUGUCAACGGUAGUGUUCCACCAUACAGUUACAACACAUCAGUAGGCUCAGAGAACGGUACACUAACAGCCACGCUGAAGGGCCACAUGGAGACUCCACUGAGGGUAGUCUGCUUCGCCAUCAAUGCACUGGGCAACGACUCCCACACACUGCUUCAAGCAGAGGAUGGUUCUCUGCUGUGGAAAGUGAUACCUGCAGUAUGCAUCUCUUUGGCCACCUUCCUCCUCUCUCUACUCCUCCUGUUCUGCUGUCGAAAGAGGUCCGGAAAACGUGUGCUGACCUGCAGACCUCCGGUGUAUCCUGGGGACAUGGGGAUCUACCAGGAUCGGAUGCCCCUCUACAUCAACUGCACUGAGGUCACCAACAUCUACACCAAUGGCAGUUACCAGCUGGUUUACCAGAACUGCACCCCUCUUUUCGUCCGGACCAAACAGAGGAUUGAUGGUUACUAA
This is a messenger RNA of Salvelinus sp. IW2-2015, 1560 nucleotides long. The record is from RefSeq and is a predicted model, not a curated record. Lineage: Eukaryota; Metazoa; Chordata; Actinopteri; Salmoniformes; Salmonidae.